CGAUCUCUUUUGCCAUCUUCUCAUGUAUUUUCCUUGAACUCCAUCCAUACACACACACACACACACACACACAGAGAGACAAACUACAGUAGCAUCUUGUUUACAUUUCUCACAUUUUAGGUGUCCAUCUUUGGCCUUGGAUGGAUCAUGCUGCAAUGAGAUGGGCACAGAGCUGGCCCCACCAAUCCCUACCAUUAUGCCUGCUCUAUUAGAGAGGCCCAAACUGUCCAAUGCCAUGGCACGCGCCCUGCACAAGCACAUCAUGCGGGAGCGAGACCGCAAGAGACAAGAGGAAGAAGAAGUAGACAAAAUGAUGGAGCAGAAGCAGAAGGAGGAGGAAGAAAGGAAGAGGAAGAAAGAGGUGGAGGAGAGAAUGUCUUUAGAUGAGACAAAAGAGCAGAUCAUGAAGAUGGGGGAGAAGCUACAGGGGCUACAAGAGGAGAAACACCAGCUCUUCCUCCAGUUGAAGAAAGUCCUCCAUGAGGAGGAGAAGAGACGGAGGAAAGAACAGAGUGAUAUGACAACCCUGACAUCUUCUACGUACCAGCCCAGCAUGGCUAUCCACUCCCACUCAGGACAACACCUGCUCAGCAUGCAAGCGGGUCAAGUGAGUCACGGCCGCUCUGCUGCUCUGCUAGGAGAACGCAGUAAACAGCUCUUCCAGUCCCCUGUCCUUCCGGGGCGUCACUACCAGAGCCAGCCAGGGAUGAGCUCCGGCGGCUUGGAGCAUGGGCAGUAUGCAGCCAGCCAGGCAGCCCAUGGUCCCUACGGCCAGCUCACCCAGGCACAGCACGCCACUCCCUUCGCCCCCAGCCAGUCUGUCCCUGUCAGUUACGCCAGCAGCUCACAGCUCCGAGGUGCCUCAGCCUUCCAAGCCAUGCAGUACCUGCCUCAACAGCAGCAGGGCUACGCCGUACACAGCCACUUUACCUCUCAGCCAGGAUUUAUCCCUAGUGCUGGGAUCCCUCUACAGAAGCAACUGGAACAUGCCAAUCAACAAUCUGGCUUCACUGACUCUAGUGCUCUACGGUCCAUGCACCCUCAGGCUCUUCAUGCCAGUGCUGCAAGCCUGCUGCCUACCACCUCCCUCACAGUGCAGAUCCCUCCUGCUACGUCUGGCUUGCCAUACACCCAUCCCCCCCGUCCGGCCUCUCCAGGAAGCUUCACUCAUGGAACUCCUCCACAGCAGGCUCACCCAGUCCUGGCAGAGUUGUGCAGACUCAGGACAGCUGAGCUUUGGAGGAAUACGCAGAUUUAAAGAGGAGUCCGUAAUUUGCUUUCUAAUGAUCAUGAUCUUUUCCUCAAAGAAGUUCAUGAAUUUAUUACUGCUGAAGUGAAAGCCAUCCUCACUUGGGGAAUGCUGCUUUUUAGUUAGCUUUGCGACAGUAUCAAAAAUAAAUGUUGAAUUGUUCUUAUUUUCCUCAAUUAAGUUGGAAAAAUAGGAUAAUCGAGCAGCAGUGAGGGCUCUUCGGUACUGUCUUUCCAAGCUAGUUGGAAGACUUCCAGUUUGGUGUGGCGCCAUUUCCGUUCCAAUUUUCUGGAAGCUUGCUUCAGAGCUCGGGUAUUUUCUGUAUACCAGAAAUACUCCACAGAGACGCUCUUUGCAGAUGACAACAACAUAUUCAGCAAAACAUGCAACUUAGCAUUAGCUCAUAAACAGAAAGACAGGAUAGAUGGACAUCUGAAAUAACAUUACGCUGUCUCAUAAGAAUUCUAGGACUACUGGCCAAGAUCGUUUAGUCAGGUGGGAGGUCCUGGAGGAUAUGGUGGAGGGUUUUGCAAGAGCCAACAUCCCUCUAGAAAAAGUUGAUAAACCCCGAAAUGCGCGCAUUCAUUAAUAAACAUGUGAAAAACAAGAGGCACAGUCCCUAAAAGUAGCCAACUUAGGAGUCUACAUCUACCAAAGGUAGCCACAAAACACGAAGAGGAACUAAAACAUCUUGUCCAAAAACUGAAAAUGUCAAUAAUAACGGACAAAUCAACUGACACACUGGAUCAACAUGUUCCUAUUUUGUUUGUCUUGCAAGGAGAGCUGGGUGAAGGUUAAAGUUGUUCUAUUCACAUGUGCUAACCUAGGUUACGUUAUUCUUUCUUGAUGUUUUUUUUUGCUUUAGAAUGUUAUGUAGGCUAAGGUUGAGACUGUGUCGUCUGUUAUCGUGAUUUCCUCUCCAUUUAAGUUUUUACAUUAAUUUCUAUAGUGAAUGAAAAAUAUAUAUAUAGAUUUAUUUUAAUCAAAUGUGUAUUUACGUUGCAUUCGGAAAGUAUUUAGACCCCUUCACUUUUCUCACGUUUUGUUACCUUACAGACUUAUUCUAAAAUGGAUUAAAUAAAAAAUCCUCAAUCUACACACACUACCCCAUAAUGACAAAGCGAAAACAGGUUUAGACAUUUUUGCAAAUGUAUAAAUAAACAAUAACAGAAAUAC
Molecule: messenger RNA, 2425 nt
Organism: Salvelinus fontinalis (brook trout)
Lineage: Eukaryota; Metazoa; Chordata; Actinopteri; Salmoniformes; Salmonidae
Product: G protein pathway suppressor 2-like
Exons: 12
Coding region: 161-1258 (365 amino acids)
Biological process (GO): regulation of transcription by RNA polymerase II
Cellular component (GO): transcription regulator complex
Molecular function (GO): transcription coregulator activity
Source: RefSeq, a predicted model, not a curated record